AUUAACCCAACAUCACUUUUUUAGAAAGUGAAACGAAUUGCAGGCCUCUCAUUGGUCCUGCCUGGCUGUCAGUCAUCCUUUGUGGGCAGGGCCUUAAAAAGUGCUGAAAAAGGCAAAGGGAUUUUUUGCUGCAUGGUGCCCCACGGAUUUUUGGCCCGUUCACACUUACUAUGGGGUGGCUCUGCGUCGCCUUGGCAACGUGCAUGCUGGUGUCUCGUGUCAAAGGCAACGACUGGUGGUGGAAAUAUGAAGAAGGAAUACGACAGUACAGCAAGGAGGCCCUAAACAAGGAGUUUCCUGAGAAAACUCGUCCAAUUGGCUUCAAACAUCCAACCUUCCAGUGUCCAGAUAUGAGCCCUUCGGCUACAGCCCCCUCCUCAGUGGAGCUGGUGAAGGCGGCCGACAUCAAAGUCAUCGCCGCCCUGGGAGAUUCUCUAACAACAGCCAUCGGCGCCAACGCCACCACCGUCCUCGGGAUCCCCAUCGAGUUUCGCCACGUUUCCUGGAGCAUUGGAGGUUACGGCUCGUUUGAGGAUGUCAUCACUUUGCCCAACAUCAUCAAGCUCUUCAAUCCCAGCCUGCUGGGCGCUGCUCGGGGGAAGACGGUCCACGGCAUGGAGGCCCACAUCAGCCAGACGGGCCUCAAUUUGGCUGUGACAGGACACAACACUUUCAAUCUCCCCAGCCAGACGAGGCAUUUGAUUGACACGCUCAGAGGUUACGAGGGGUUGAACUUCGAGAAGGACUGGAAGCUUCUGACCAUCCUUAUGGGCAUGAACGACAUCUGUGACUAUUGCAAAGACAAAGCUCUCUUCUCAGCAGAGAACUUCCUUCACUACAUGAGCGUGUCAUUGGAGAUGCUUAUGAAUGAGGUCACCGAAGAUGAAAACUUAAUAAUUGAACUGUUUUUUUUCAUUUGCAUUAAAAGUGUUGUCUUUGUGCUCCUUGAGGUUCCUCGAAUGAUUGUGAACGUAGUGCAGAUUCUUCCCAUGCAGACUCUCAGAGAGGUGCACAAGCCCACACCAGGCUGUCUGCUGCAAAGAUCUUUCUGCUCUUGUCUCAUCGAGCCAGCGAGUCGUUCUGCUGAGCUUGGGGAGCUAGUGGAGGUCAAUCUGGAGUUCCAGAGGCGAUUGGAGGCGUUGCUUCAUGGUAACCACUUCUUCAGGGAGGACUUUGCUGUGGUCCUGCAGCCCUUCUUGAAACACGCCGACCCUCCUCGCCUCCCGAGCGGCAAGAUCGACAUGAGCUUCUUCACACACGACUGCUUUCACUUCACCAUUAAAGGCCAUGAAGAACUGGCCAAAGGACUGUGGAACAACAUGGUCAGACAUUUUCAGGCUGAGGGAGACAAGACGGUUGUUAGCAGUUUUUCUGACCCCAUCAACCUCGUCUGUCCACCCAUGGAACAUCCGUACAUCUUCACCCGAUCGACCUCGGCCAGGUCAGCCCAGCCCAGACUUCACCGCAGGCGUCAGGUUCCUUCGCUGGUGGUCAUCUCCUCGCUGCUCUGGCUUCUUGUGGCGUUUAGGCAUCAUGGUUUUUUGUAACUUUGCACAGCAAGUGAUUAUGACACACAGGUAGUCAUUCUAGCCGUCUGGACGAGAAAGUUUUUUACACUCAUGUCGAACCUCGUCACGAAGUGUCCAUAAUGAAAUCCACAAAACGAGAAGCAACAGUCAACAUAACAUCAACAAUAACUUUUAUAUUGUGUUCAUCUCGUAAAAUCCACCUUGAGGAAAGCAUUCUAUUAUAUUUAUAAAACUCUAUUUUGACUGUUUUCUUUUUAAAACCAAAACAUUCUUUAAAGCAACGGUACGUUCCAAACUUUAGGGACCGCUCAUGAUUUCCAGGCUACUCAGAAAAAAAAGAUUAAAACAUUACUGCUAGAUUUAAUGACUGAAAGUUAAAAAAUAUAUAUAUUUUUUAGACUAAAAUAUGAUCACAUUGCACUUCAAAGUUUGUGGUUUCAUUCCAUCACAGAUGUUUUUUGGUUUGUUUGUUUUUCUUUAAGCAUAUUCUACAUAUUUUAGCCUAAAUUAAGCAUUUUAAACAUAAGAAUGUUUAAAUGUACUAAAAAUGUCAAUACUACAGUAGUAUUGACCACUAUGUGAGACCAAACCAAUUCGAGUGUGCUGUUCAGUAUCGUGACCACUAAUUGGCUAAGCCACUAACAGCAGUACUAUAUCGUAUUAACAGAGUGUAAAGGUGACUGUGUGGGUUUUAUUUCAUGUCGAGAGAGCUCUCAUAAUGUUAAAAAAGUAUAUUUAGAAAGUUGUAAACAGGUUUUUUAUGAUCAAGCUAUGAAAAUAAUAGAUUUUGGACAUGUUGUAAUGACAAACUGUAAAUAUGCGAUCUACCACAUUGUAACUGUAUGCUUGUUUUAAAUAAACUAAUACCAUAGCAAUAAAUACUAGUUCUGCUGAAAUUAAUUUACCACUGUCAAACCUGGAACCUUUUAACAGUGAUAAACAAAAAAAUUAAUAUAAUAUAGUAAUGAUAAAUAAUCAAAGUUAAAAAUAAUAAUACUGUAUUAUUUUUAACUAUUUUAAGUUUUUUAAUGAGAUCAAUUUUCCAAUCACUUGAAAAAAAUGAUUCAGUAUAAUACGUGACACAGUAUAUGCGAUACAACAAAAAAACAAAAAGUAUAUAUUCAUAUAAUACAAAAAAACCUAUUCAUUAUUUACGUGAUUUAAUUUUAUAUUUAUAAGAGUUGACAUUUAAAUGAAACAAAUGUGCUGUAGGUUGGUUUUGUCGUCCAAGCCCGUCUUGUCCUCUCAUGUGCUACUUCCUUACUUUUGUCUUACUUUUCACUUAUUUUUCUUUCCACUUCAACUUAGUUCAAGUGAAAGUGAAUUAUUGAUGAGGUGAAGUUUGCCUUCAGCUUUUUUCAUGCUACAUUCCCCCAUGCGCUCUUCACAACAUUCCCACCAUAUACCUGUAAUGUAACAACUUGAUGAGAAUCCAGGCAAUAUAUGCUUAAUUCAUAGCAACGCUUCACUGUGUGCACUUCAAAUGGUGAUGAUGAUGAUGCAGAGGUGCUUUAUAUGCACACAUGCAUCCUCUGUCACAUCAUUGCUUUAAAUAUGUGCCUGUGCGAUGCAGACUCUCCCUGAAACCUGUCACCAGGGACGAAUGAGUCAGUCACACACACACACACACACACACACACACACACACACACACACACACACACACACACACACACACACACACACACACACACACACACACACACACACACACACACGUGCGUCUAUUGCUGGCCCACUUAUUCCGAGAUGCUUGUGUGUUUCCUCUGCAUUCCAAAAAAUACACUUGACACUUUUUAAGCAAUCAAGACAUCAGCAAUAAGAGUCAAUAUUGUACUGCACUGUUGUAGACCACCACCAUGCAACCCCGCCUUACAUCUGGAUCACGGAGGCAUUAUUUUGUCAUGCAGACACACACAAAUUUAAAUAUUAAGAGCCCGAAAACACCCUCAGAAACACAACCAGCAAUCGGGAGCUGUUUUUGAAGAUUUUGUCCCCUUUCAUAACCAAAAUAUUAGAAAGGGUUCUUGGUUUAUUGUUGAAUGACUGCAUCAAUCAAAAGCCUUUGUGUUGGAUGUCAUUCCAUGGCGCACCUGUGUGUACAUAUAUAUACAUAACCCCUAUGCAAUCUGUUAUUGUAUGCUCGUUGUCAGGUUUCUUGUGUUUGCUUAGGAAUACAGGACUGUCCAUAUUAGCAAGUUAACUCAUGGGAUUAAUCACAAAAAAUAUUGUAUUAAUCAGGAACACACUUGGAUUAAUCAUGCAAUUUAUUUUGACCGUACAAGCUCUUUCACCUUAGCCGUUAAAUGAUCGGUGAUCGGAUCGAUAUAUAUAUAUAUUUUUAGAAAAAUGAGUGAGAAGACUCUGACUGGUGUGCUUGCUGGUAAAUGUCACUCCAAAAUACAGCCCGAAAGAACUUUGGAUAAAACUGUUACGAAGUUUUGUGCAAAUAAAUAAAAGGCGUCCAAGCAAAAUGCUUAAAAAUGUUCC
Messenger RNA from Entelurus aequoreus (snake pipefish), 4019 nucleotides. RefSeq names its product phospholipase B1, membrane-associated. Gene Ontology annotation, biological process: phospholipid metabolic process. Gene Ontology annotation, molecular function: A2-type glycerophospholipase activity; phosphatidylcholine lysophospholipase A1 activity; retinyl-palmitate esterase activity. The record is from RefSeq and is a predicted model, not a curated record. The coding region runs from base 171 to 1547 and encodes 458 amino acids. The transcript is spliced from 15 exons. Lineage: Eukaryota; Metazoa; Chordata; Actinopteri; Syngnathiformes; Syngnathidae. Gene Ontology annotation, cellular component: brush border membrane.